Molecule: messenger RNA, 4110 nt
Organism: Epinephelus fuscoguttatus (brown-marbled grouper)
Lineage: Eukaryota; Metazoa; Chordata; Actinopteri; Perciformes; Serranidae
Gene: ap3s1
Product: adaptor related protein complex 3 subunit sigma 1
Exons: 6
Coding region: 253-741 (162 amino acids)
Biological process (GO): intracellular protein transport; Golgi to vacuole transport
Cellular component (GO): AP-3 adaptor complex; membrane coat; intracellular membrane-bounded organelle
Source: RefSeq, a predicted model, not a curated record
CAUCGCGGCCGCUGUAGCAGGAGGAGGAGGAGAGCAUGACUGGUCCUUUGACGUGGAAUAUUUCCCCAAAGAGACGAUGGAGGAGUAGCAGCGGCGUGUUGCUCGAAGCUAUCCCGUAUUAACCUUAAAUCGAGAGGGGAUUUAGCCGUGAGUCCCACUCGGGUCUGGGUUCACGGGAGUGGACAGACAACAGUCUUUGACAGACUGACCCCUUCGUGCUCCCCCGCCUCCCUCCUCCGCUCAGCUACAAUCAUGAUUAAAGCCAUUUUAAUAUUCAACAACCAUGGGAAACCGAGGCUGUCUAAAUUCUACGAGCAUUAUAGUGAAGACACAGAGCAACAGAUCAUCAGGGAAACCUUCCACUUGGUCUCGAAAAGAGAUGAGAACGUCUGUAAUUUCCUAGAAGGUGGAAUGUUGAUUGGAGGAUCAGACUACAAGCUGAUCUACAGACACUACGCUACACUGUACUUUGUGUUCUGUGUGGACUCCUCAGAGAGUGAACUAGGAAUUUUAGACUUAAUCCAGGUAUUUGUGGAAACGCUGGACAAAUGCUUUGAGAAUGUCUGUGAGCUUGACUUAAUUUUCCAUGUAGACAAGGUCCACAACAUUCUGGCGGAGAUGGUGAUGGGCGGGAUGGUCCUGGAGACCAACAUGAACGAAAUCAUCACACAGGUGGAUGCCCAGAACAAGAUGGAGAAGUCUGAGACGUUUAUCUUUCAGUCUACCAGGCAGGACAGGUAGACACAGGUACUGCGAAAUUUACAACCAAGUACUGUAACCUUAACUGAAGUUUACUCCCCCCCCCGCCCCCCUCGAGUCUCACCAUAUGGCCUUUCAUGUAAUAGCAAACUGACGUCACUAACAUACAGUAGGGAUCUUUCAUGGCAGACCCAAAAAUGUCACCAGUAGUGAAUGCUGACAGCAUAAUGCAAUCUUUACCUAUGGAUGAAUAAAUACUAUAUUGGUUUGUGAUGCUGAACUGCUGAUGGGACUGUGUCAGAGAGGUGGUUGUUCAUCUCCAUGAUAAUUUCUGAAGCUGUAGUUUGUGGCAGUGCGUUAUACAUAAUGUCAGGCGUACCUAUUAUACCGUCCACCCACUGUAGUUUAAAGAAAUAUAAAUCUAACAGGCCUAAGAGGCUACACAGCUCUUUUUAUCCGUUGUUUUUUAAGUUUCUUGAACUGUAUUUUAAAGGACGGUUUUCAAAUUAGCUUCUGAGUUCUUCAACCCAAUUUUAGAAAAUUUGUUAAUGAUUUAAUGAGAUUUGUCUCAUGGUGCAUUGUGUUAUAGGAGUACUCUAAUGUUUGGGAAAUAUGCUCAUUUGCUGUCUUGGUGAGAGUUAUGGUGUGUCCACAUAGCGUUUUUCUUGAGCAGAAAAGCGGUAGUAGGGUCCUGGGUGCUUUAUUUCAGCACUAAAUUAAAAAAACCUAAAACAAAAAAAACGGUCCUAGUGCGUUUUUAAUGACGUGCUACAUGUGGGUACAUUACUAUGUUUUUUUAUGACAACAAUAUCUUGACACUUAUGCAAACUAGGAAGCUAAUGUAAUGCUACAUUAACAGAGGAUUGAUUACACAGUUAACAAAAAGCUUACAGUGCAUAUGGUGAUAAAAGCACAAUGCUCACCAUCAGUGUCUGGAUGAUCUGCUCCCACAAAUGGGCUUUUCUGUCUUUGUUGUGACAGUUUCUGUCUGACAUAUCAUACAGUUACAGCAGCAGCAGUGACGUCACCAGCUGAAAAGGUUCAAGAAUUUUUUUUAAGAUUAUUCUUAGGCCUUUAAUGAUAAAGAGAGGGAGUGACACGCAGCAAAGGGCUGCAGGUCGGAAGUGAACCCGUAGCCGCUGCAGCAAGGACUGAGCCUUUGUAAAUGGGGUGCCUGCUCUAACCACUAAUCCACUGAUGCCCCAAAAAUUUUAAACUAAAAACGCUCGAAGUGGUCAUACAAAAAAAGCUGGACGCUCUGAAAAAAGAGCAGCAUUUUUGUCUUCAGGCAGCUGCAUGUGGCUGCAUACGCUCUCUCCUCAUUUGUGAACAAUUCAAAAAAGAUAUUGGCGCUCAGAAGAAAAUGUUUUGUGGACACAGGCCCUCAGAUGCCCCACUUUACAGCAGAAAUAAACAUGUUUACAGCCUGGUACAAAAAAUGAUUUUGCUCUCUACAGUUAACUUCAACCUCCAUGACAACUGUAGGGGGGGGUUGAAUAUUUAUUAUUACUUGCCUGUUUACAUUUUAUUGAGGCCCAAAGUUACACAUAUUUCGGGGCGGGACUGCUUGAGUCUGCAAGGCAUCGCAGUCUGUGAGUUGCUCCUCUACACCCUCUUAUCCAACUAUGGUCACUUCUGGCUCCAAAAAAAAAAAAAAAGAUGGCAACGCCGAAAUGCUGAACUUGAGGCCUCAAAACCGCCAUCCACAAACCAGUGGGUGAUGUCAUGGUAACUGUCCAUUAUCUAUAUAGUCUGUGGCUAAAAAGCAAGCAAGUUUAUCACCCCAAAUUAUGACCCAUGCCUUUAAGGUCACACCCUCUAAAUUAUAUGUAGUUUACAAUAAGCCAACAAUAACAACCCUGAACUGUAGAUUUUUUUAUCCCGUUUUUCUUUUUGCCCUCACAGACAAGAGAUGGGGUGCUGCUCAAGCCCUUUGUUCAGCCUCUCUGACUUACAUGAACCAUAGAAUCAAGCCAUUGUUGUGUGUUACACAGCUGGUGUUACUAUUCCUGUACAUAUUAGUCACCCAGCGUUUGAUUAACAACCCACCAUUAUGGACAUGCACAGUGGGUCUCUAGGCUACCCACUGUGAGGUAAAAAAUAUCUCGAGUCUGACUCCCGAAUGCUGCGCCCGUGUGUUGGAUCAGCAUUCCUCUCGACUAACGCCACGGUCAUCUUUCCUUCUAACACAAGUCUCCUUGGUUCUUGGCAGAGGGAGGAAUGCCCCACAAGACAAACGGUCCAUUGAAAUAACCUUGUGAAAAUAAGUGAAGUGGAUAAACCCACAUUCCAGACAUUCUUCACAUGUGCCAUAUCACUAAAUGAUUUACGAGGCUAUACUGUGUUUCUAACAGCGUCAGUGACAUCAUACAGUUCUCUGUGGUUUAAGCCUGUUUGGUCAUUUUUGGGUCUGUCUGCUAAAGAUUCAGUCGGGGGAUCUCUAACCACACUGAUUCUCAAAUGUCUGCUCACACUUGAGACGAAAACAUCAAGUCAUUCACUCUCCACGGAUGUGUUUUAUUGCUCCAAAAAGCUAAACUACCUUAAACACGCUAAAUUGCUCUUACGCAGUUUCACAUUGAGAUUCAUUGUGUUAGAGUGAAGUGCCUCCUCUGUCCCUGAGAAUAGAUUUCCCUUUGUAGUUAAGUACUACUAGACUUACAACCUCCUCAUGCCAUCAGUAGUUCAACACUGUAGAUGUGCAAAUGGCACAUUAGUCUCUAUUCACAAAGAUACACUUAGGUAGCUACAGUCAUGUGUAGUCUUGUAGAAGUAGUUCAACCCCCUAGAAGUCCAGUAUCACCUGUAUUAUUACGGCUAACAUAUUGUUGACACACACAUUCUAUACAUACCUAUCUAUCCACACAUCAUUUCCGUCUUCAUAUCCAAAUCCAUUUUUCUGCUUUACCCAAUUCUCUCCUUGCAUUUUUACCCCUAUCGGUCCUCAAGAGUCCGGUGGGUUCACUUUCCAAGCAAUGCUGCCUUUUGUCCAUUUGAUGAAUGUCCAGUACUGCAGUACAUAACAAUUAGUGAAUGGUCUAGUACAUCGUGUCCUCCUCACAGUUGAUUCAUAAUUGGCUCUGGUUGUGAUGUAAAUCAUUAUAGAACCAAAUAAUGCAUGUGCGUAUGAAGCUAUGAAGGCAUCUGAAUGUACAUUUGCACAUGUCGUUUGUCUCAGUAGCUGUCAGUGCUUUUGCAUUUUGUCAGCAGUUGACUGUUUGUGUCUAGUACUCUGUUUAGCACAGUGUGUGUGUGUGUGUGUGUGUAUGUGUCCUGUGUUCACUGUUCAGUGUGUUGUCGUGUACAAAGUGUUUUUUGAUUCACUGAUUUGUAUCUUAUCAACCCUCCAUGUGUGUGUUGUGUGUGUGUGUGUGUGUGUGUGUGUGUUUGUGUGUGUGUGUGUGUGUGUGU